Molecule: messenger RNA, 321 nt
Organism: Aspergillus tubingensis
Lineage: Eukaryota; Fungi; Ascomycota; Eurotiomycetes; Eurotiales; Aspergillaceae
Product: thioredoxin family protein
Exons: 2
Coding region: 1-321 (106 amino acids)
Molecular function (GO): protein-disulfide reductase activity
Source: RefSeq, a predicted model, not a curated record
AUGCCUGUUCCUGCUAUCGAGAGUCUUUCCGACUUCCAAGCCCUCAUCAACUCGGGCAGUGUGGUAAUCAUCGACUUCUGGGCUACAUGGUGUGGUCCUUGCAGAAUGAUCAGUCCAGUCUUCGAAGAGCUUGCCUCCAAUUCUGCGCUCAGUACGACCCAGUUCGCCAAAGUCGAUGCUGAUACCCAGGAUGAGAUUUCUCAAGAGGUUGGAAUCAGAUCCUUGCCUACUUUCAUGGUGUUUAAAAAUGGCCAGAAAGUGGACGAGCUGGUGGGUGCUAGUCCCCAAGGCCUAAGCAAGCUUGUUGAGCGACAUGCAUAA